UUGCUAGAUCCAAAGAUUCUACCAGAUUACCCGUACAGAGACGAUGGCUUACUCAUGCACACUGCUAUUGAGAAUCACGUCCGUAGAAUCGUCGAAAAAAAUUACUGUGAGUUUUAUAGACAUUUCCGAAUUUGCUUCACUGGACACGAAACAUGUAACUGUUUAAGGUUGACGAUGUCAUUUUGUUUAUAGUGUGGUCAUUUGCUCCCUCAGUUUCGUUUGCACUCAGGAAAAUUCAGAAAGUGUCUUUAUUGUAACAGUACGUUUUUUUGCUUUUGCAAAAGUAGUAAAGUCUUAUUUAUUAUGUCCACAGUUAAUGACGUUAUUUAUUUAACGGAAGAUUUUGAAAUGCAAGCAUGGGCCAACGAUCUGGUAGAGACAGAUCCACUACUUGGAUGUAACAUAAAGGUGACUAUGCUUAUUCUUUCUAUCCCUAUCUAAACGAAGUUCAUGUUCUUUAUACUGGAUAGCUCUAUCAGUUCUAAACUGUUCCUUCUAGAGGUCCAGUAAGGAUCAUCUCUUAUUGAUCCAGUGUUACUACAGGAGGAAACCUAAACUAAACUAACUUUAUUUAUACUGGAUAGUUCUAUCAGUUCCAAACUGUUCUUCCUAGAGUUCCAGUAAGGAUCAUCUCUUAUUGAUCCAGUCUUACUACACGGGGAAACCUAAACUAAACUGACUUAAUUUAUACUGGAUAGCUCUAUCAGUUCUAAACUGUUUUUCCUAGAGUUCCACUAAGUUACUACAAGAGGAAACUGUGUUUGAUAGAGUCAAACUUUCUUAUCUUUCUAGGGAAUCCCGGGUGAAGGAAAAUUUGAAUCAUUUGAUGAGCUGGUUAAAACCCUGACAUCAAUUAUAUUUAUGUGUACCGCUGGCCAUGCGGCAGUGAACUUGCCCCAGUAUGAUGAAUAUGGAUAUUCUCCUAACUACCCCACGUUACUUGUUGGCGAACCACCUUGCGAUACGGUAUGUGUGUUUGUUCUAAUGUCCAAAGCCGGGCUUAUACCCAGAGAUGCAUCAUCUGUCCAGAGAUGCAUCAAUCUCAUUGUUCAUCUUGACGGACUCAUCUUUUUGUUAGUUUGUUUAUUUCUUUGUUUGUUAUCCAGCGUUGGCGAGAUAAGCACGACGUGUUACGACAUCUUCCGACUAAAGAUCUAUGCUUGCAGUCCGUAAUUUAUGCCAAACUGAUGACGGAUCGCAAGACCAACGGACUGGCGGACUUUAAUUCCAAAUUCCAGUAUGAUCCAAUUGCAUUGAAAUCUGGUGAAUUGUAAGUAUGAACGAUGUUGGGUUGCUAUCGAGCAUAAAUAAAGUUUGUUUAGUUUAGGUUUUCUUCUAUAAUAGCACUGGAUCAAUAAGAGAUUAUCUUUACUGGACCUCUAGGAAGAACAGUUCAGAAUUGAUAGAACUAUCCAGUAUAAAUAAAGUUAGUUUAGGUUUCCUGCUGUAGUAACACUGGAUCAAUAAGAGAUGAUCCUUACUGGACCUCUAGGGAGAACAGUUUAGAACUGGUAGAGCUAUCCAGUAUAAAUAAAGUUAGUUUAGGUUUCCUGCUGUAGUAACACUGGAUCAAUAAGAGAUGAUCCUUACUGGACCUCUAGGAAGAACAGUUUAGAACUUGUACUGAGAGGUAUCCAGUAUAAAGUAAAGUUGGUUUUGUUUAGGUUUCCUCCUGUAGUAACACUGGAUCAUUAAGAGACUUCUUGGAUCUUGGAAGAAUAGUUCAGAACUGGUAGAGCAAUCCAGUACAAAUAACGAAUAUUUUCUUUUGUUUAAGGUUUUUGAAGGAUUUAAAAGACGCUGCUAUCACCGUGAUACAUCGAAAUCUUCUGCGUAAAUAUCCUUAUGAUUAUCUUAACCCUUGCAGCAGCAAAAAUUAA
Molecule: messenger RNA, 1880 nt
Organism: Paramuricea clavata
Lineage: Eukaryota; Metazoa; Cnidaria; Anthozoa; Malacalcyonacea; Plexauridae
Source: the annotation of a GenBank genome assembly